Molecule: messenger RNA, 858 nt
Organism: Emiliania huxleyi CCMP1516
Lineage: Eukaryota; Haptophyta; Isochrysidales; Noelaerhabdaceae
Exons: 6
Coding region: 1-858 (285 amino acids)
Biological process (GO): spliceosomal tri-snRNP complex assembly
Source: RefSeq, a predicted model, not a curated record
AUGUCUGGUCCAGACGUGCCGUCGCUCGACCCAGAGGAGGCGCUACAGCUCACGCAGCGGGGCGGCACUCUGGUGUGCCUCGGCCUUCCCGCGGGCCGGGAGUUUGGCGUCGACUUGCGCUCGUACACCGUCGGGGAUCGCUUUGGCGGCAUGAAGAUGAUCCCGACGCAGGGCGUGCACUUCCUCGUCUUUGGCACCGACAUGGAUCGCACAGGCUGCUUCGUCUCGCUCGCUCCCUCCGAGGUGGCCGUGUUCCGCCUCUCGCUCGACGCGUCGCUCGGCCCGUACCCGCUGGGCACUUGGGGAGAAUGGGCCGCGCUCACGCAGCACAUCUCGCCCGCGGCCCUCGCCCGGGCCGCCAUCGCGCCGCCCACGCUCGUCGCCGCUGCGCCCAGGCUGAAGCUGUCCAGGCUGAAGCCAAUGUGGCAGCGCCGGCCGCACCCGCCGCUGCCGGGGAGCGGGCGGGGAGCUGCGCAGCAGGUGGCGCAGCAGGUGGCGGCGCAUCUGAAGGCGGCUCGGAGGGUGGAGGUGGGUGCGGUGGCGGUGCAGCUGCGGUCCGAGUGGCUCGGCUGGCUGCUCGCGCACGAGUACUCUCCGCCGCCGGACUCGAGUCGGCUGCCGGCUCGCGCGGCCGACGGGCUGAGCGCGUGCGAGGCGGGUUUGCUCGGCGAGCUGCAGCUGUCCUUCCUGCUCUUCCUCCGCCUCUCCUGCCUCGCGUCGCUCGAGCAGUGGAAGCGGCUCGUGUCGCUCCUGCUUCGCGCGUUUGCCCUCGAACGCUUCCGAAUCGACAUCGAGGUGGACUUGGCCGACGAGGACGAGGACGAGCCAACUGUGGUGGAGUUGCCGACCGACCGCUGA